AUGACCCAGAUGCUGGGCCAUGCAAAUCGCAUGGUCCAGAAGCGAAACGAUAGGCUACAGCUAGGGAGGUCUGGCUGUGAGGAGAAAGGCCUGCAGUCCUCGGCAUUGCCGGGCGGCCAAGCCGGUCGAGCUCGUCCGAAAGUGCCUGGGUACGGGAAAGGAAAGGGCAAAGGCCAAAGCAAAGCAGAUCGGAAGACAGGUGGGAAGCAUGCGGCCGGGGACAAAGAAGGCUUGUUGGAAUUGGUGAUGCUCGUGCCCUGCACGCUGUCGGUUCCAGAGGCAGUUCAUGCCCAUGUGCAACCGGGGAGGUGGCAAGCCGCGCGGCUGCCGCCUGUGAGCAGCACUUUGUGGGCUGGCUGCACUGUCCUGCUGAUUGCCCCUGGCGGUUAUGUCAGCCGGAAGACUCGCCACCGGGCAGCUAGAUUGGAUUGGCACGAACUGGCCAGUCGCACGGAUGAAGUCUUGGAGGCCGUCUCCGACCAUGCGCCAUCCUCGCAGGAAGUCGAAGCCGUUCGCUCCGAACUUGCGAAAGUGGCAGAACUCCAGGUUGCCGCAGCACAGUUGCGAAAGGAAGUGGAUGCAAGCCAUGCAAAAGUGAGCUGGUAUGAGGAACUCUUUCAGGCUACCCGCCUGGCAAAGCUAACAGGUGCCAAGGUGCCUGAUGUAGACUGGACAUUGAUAGCUGAUCGCAUCAACAAGCGCUUCAAGUACAAGCCUGGCAAGGAUGCGUUCUGUCCUGCCCACUACCUUACAUAUGAGGACUGGUUCUUAAGGGAACUGUCGCCAGCAACACUUGAGCGCUGUUUGUCCCAAGCAGCCUUGGCGGAAGUUUGCUCGCCCGUGCAGGGUAAGGCAUGGGAACAGGUGCCCAGCGGUGAAAUGUCAUUGAAGAUCUCGGUCAUCGCUGUUUCAGAGCUACUGCAAGUGUUGGACGGGAAGCAUCUGGUGCAGCUGCGGUUGCGCUGGCCAGCCGGGUCCCUAUGUGCUUGGCCCAGGGAGGGGCCGCAUUAUCGUUGGUGUAUCAGUUCUGCAUUUAAGGAUUACCACCGGGUUCAUAGCCCGGUGGAUGGCAAGAUCGUAGCCAUAGACUGCUACCAGAAGGACGAGCUCUUCCCUGGCGCUGAAUCCUUGACGAUUUUUUCCUUCAGCACGUCCUUCGGGUUGGUGCGCUUGCUGUGUAUCGGCGAAUGGUCGGUCCAAAGCUUCGUGGCGCUCGGCAAGGUCGGGGACCAGGUGGCAAAGAUGGACGAACUUGGCCAUUUCGACCUUGGCUCCCAGGUCAUUCUGUCACUACCAGACGGCUUGGACGUCUGUUUGGAGGGAUCCCCAAAGCUUUUUCCUGGUGAUCCGAUCGCAGCAAGCGCAGUCACAGCGAGAAAGCGUGACGGUGUUGGGCCGAAGUAG
This is a messenger RNA of Symbiodinium necroappetens, 1404 nucleotides long. Lineage: Eukaryota; Dinophyceae; Suessiales; Symbiodiniaceae. The record is from the annotation of a GenBank genome assembly.